Messenger RNA from Sinocyclocheilus grahami, 3226 nucleotides. RefSeq names its product transmembrane anterior posterior transformation 1a (gene tapt1a). Bases 35 to 1807 code for a protein of 590 amino acids. Gene Ontology annotation, cellular component: endoplasmic reticulum membrane; ciliary basal body. The transcript is spliced from 15 exons. Gene Ontology annotation, biological process: positive regulation of cilium assembly. The record is from RefSeq and is a predicted model, not a curated record. Lineage: Eukaryota; Metazoa; Chordata; Actinopteri; Cypriniformes; Cyprinidae.
AUCACGUGAGUGCUGUGAUGACGCCACAGCGAAGAUGGCGGAUUCGCUGUGUGGCUGCGGGGUGUCAGACGAAAAAGAUCCCGAAAAUGAGGAUCACAAAGGGGUCAAAUGUCCCUGGGCUGCUGCAGCCAUAUCGAGGAAGACAGACGUCUUUGGGUCGGCGGCGAAAAUGACGGAAACUCUCGGAUGUUAUGAGAAGCCCGCCGUUAAAGACGAGCAGCACGAGCAUUCAGACUCGGAUGACUCUGGCGAGCCGUCUCUGCUGAGGUUCAUGUGUGCAGAGCUCACCAGGGGCUACUUCCUGGAGCACAACGAGGCCAAGUACACUGAGCGGAGGGAAAAGGUCUACACCUGCAUGAGGAUCCCCAGAGAGCUGGAGAGAUUGAUGAUCUUCGGGAUCUUCCUGUGUCUGGAUGCCUUCCUGUACGUGUUCACCCUGCUGCCCCUGAGAACUUUACUGGCCUUUCUGAGGCUGUUGACGAUACCCUGCUGCGGCCUUGGCGCUAAUGUUUGCCCUUAUUGCAGACAGAGCAGUGGCUCUCGGUUCCUGCAGCCGGCUCAGGUGUGUGACCUGCUGAAAGGUUUAAUAAUGGUGCUCUGUUACUCCAUGAUGCACUACGUCGACUACGCCAUGAUGUACCACCUGAUCCGCGGCCAGUCUGUCAUCAAACUCUACAUCAUCUACAACAUGCUGGAGGUGGCAGACCGUCUCUUCUCAUCAUUUGGACAAGACAUUCUAGACGCUCUCUACUGGACGGCCACUGAACCAAAGUCACGGAAAAGAGCCCACAUUGGAGUCAUUCCCCAUUUCUUCAUGGCCGUCUUCUAUGUCUUUCUGCAUGCCAUCCUCAUCAUGGUCCAAGCCUCUACACUAAAUGUGGCCUUUAACUCGCAUAACAAAUCUCUGCUCACCAUUAUGAUGUCCAACAAUUUUGUGGAAAUCAAGGGAAGUGUGUUCAAGAAGUUUGAGAAGAACAAUCUCUUUCAGAUGUCCAACAGUGAUAUCAAGGAGCGGUUUACCAAUUACAUUUUGCUCCUCAUCGUGUGCCUGAGGAACAUGGAGCAGUUUUCCUGGAACUCAGAUCACCUCUGGGUGCUGCUUCCUGACGUCUUCAUGGUAAUCAUGUCUGAAGUUGCGGUUGACAUCGUCAAGCACGCUUUCAUCACUAAAUUCAAUGAUAUCACAGCUGAUGUCUACAGUGAAUAUAAAGCCAGCUUGGCCUUUGAACUUGUCAGCAGUCGACAACAGAAUGCCUACACGGACUACAGCGAUUCAGUCGCAAGAAGGAUGGGCUUCAUUCCUUUGCCUCUUGCUGUACUGUUGAUUCGAGUGGUAAUGAGCUCCGUGAAGAUCCAGGGCGCUCUCUCAUCUGUGUGUCUGCUCCUCUUUUAUCUUGGGUUGAUAACAAUGAAAGUGUUAAAUAGUAUAGUUAUUCUGGGCAAGUCCUGUCACUAUGUGAAGGAAGCUAACAUGGAGGGUAAGCUGUUUGAAAGACCGACUGCUCAAACCUCUAAACAAACGCCCAAGAAAGCAAACCCUGCCAAAUCUCCCCCACCCUCAGCUGAACCUAAAGUGCAGCGACCCUCCACCUCCAUCACCAAGCAGCCGAGCCCAAGAGCGAAGUCUUUUCCCCCGGCUCCACCUCCUGUAACUGAGGUGACCAGUGACCCGCCCCCAGAUUCUCCUGCUAAACCAGAGGAGAGCAGCAGCGAGACGCCACAAUCUACUGAACUUAAACACAAAACCACCAAAAAAGAUCUGUUGGAGAUCGACCGCUUCACAAUAUGCGGCAACCGAAUCGGAUGAACUUUAACCCCACCACCAUAGUAACUGCUCAGGAACGAAAGUGGAGAAGACUCAGAGUCUGAGUCUGAAAUAAUUGCAAAGGCUUUCGAGGGAGUUCUUCAGAGGUGGCUACUGUUUAAAUUACUCGUUUUGCCGUCCUCUCUGCUUCCACUUCUGUGGAAUAUCUACCAAAGGAAGCAGAUCUUGUGCGUAAAGCAUUUCAAAUCAAAAUGAGUCUGUUCACCCUUGGCAGCCUGGCAUAUAUCACAUGACGUGGAAUCCAGUAUAUGUUGCUUUAGGAUAAAUUUGUCUCGAUUUUAUCAGGAAAAACUUGGAACAAUAAACAAGGCAUGAACUUCUUACAAACCAGACCUUUUAUCUUUAAGUGGAAACUAAAAAGGAUAAAUUACUGUUUUUAAACACUAGAAAAAAAUCAAUUGAGUAAUUUACAACUGAUGCAUAUAAAUAGAUAAAGUUGUAUAUAUUCGCACACUUUUGGCUUAGAAUAACAUGCUAAACGGGUUUGCCAAUAAUGCUGCCAUUAGAAUUGAUCAGUCUGGCAAAUAUUUAUUUUUAGAACUUGUAAAGGUAUUAUUUGUUUCAGUUGAAGUCUGUAUUGUAACGCAUACAUUUCUUUAAAACACAUGACUCACAGAAAGGGAAGGUUUAGCUAAACUAAUGCCAGGCUGCUUGAUAAUUCAGCUCUGUAUAAUAUCCGUGGUGCCAAUCCAGCUGACUUAACUUUGCACUGAUUUACCACUUUGUCUUAAGCUGUACAGAGUAUUUUUGUGUUUCUAAUUAUGAAAGUUUACACCAGUUAUGAAAGAGCAAAUAACUGUUUCAUAUAGUGUAACAAAAUGAGUGUUUUUCGAAUGCACAUUGUUAGUGUAUUUUGAAAUUCAAAUCAUCUGUGACCAAUCAUAUACUGAGAGACUAUUGUUUGAUAUAAUUAAUGUUUGUUGUUUUAAAUGUAAUUAAAUUAUUAUCCAGUAAUUAAUAGUUCAGUAUCAUGUUUAUACUGUUUUAUAAUGUUGCUUGGAAGGUGAGGAAAGUUGACUGUCAAUCUAAGUCUGUACAGCCUAUGUCUAGAAUUUGCCUCCAGUAUAGUCAUGAGGUGCAGAGGUACCAAAUGACAAGUCACUUGAAAAUGGAUAUUCCGUCAUUCUCUUUUGACUGAAAAUUAGUUUUUUGAGAAGUGUUCCUGCCAUGGUCUGAAGUGUGCAUAAUUUGCAUUUCAGUAUAUUGUAUUUUGUUUUAUUUCCAUUGUAAAAAUGUAAUGACUAUUUUUGGAGAGAUUCUGAACAGGGUUGCACAGAUAGUUGUCCUCACGGUGUGUUCUCAUUUUUUGUUUUUAAAAUGUACCAUAAUGCUAAAGACUAAACCAUUUGUUUUUAUGUAAUUCCAUCCCUGUUUUUGGGACAGCAAAUAAAAGUUGUUUUG